Hyposmocoma kahamanoa is the source of this 860-nucleotide messenger RNA. RefSeq lists its product as uncharacterized. The transcript is spliced from 3 exons. Lineage: Eukaryota; Metazoa; Arthropoda; Insecta; Lepidoptera; Cosmopterigidae. The record is from RefSeq and is a predicted model, not a curated record. The coding region runs from base 167 to 496 and encodes 109 amino acids.
AGUGUGUACGUAAUUUUAUUUAUCCCAUUAAAUCUGUGCGAAUGUAAUGUUCCUUUAAAAUUAUUUAGAAGAUUAACCGUUGGAGUCGAAGCGUUGACAAAAUUGUUGAAGUGAAAUUCCAUUCUAGUGCAGGCGGACUGAAAACUUAUUUUGAGCUCGGACACAAAUGGAGCAUUCGUUUAAUAAAUUGGAAUUGGCACAGAAGAACAAUGUCGAAAAUUUGAUGAAAUGGUUUACAGACGCCAAUAUAAUAACAAGCACCGACGACGAAGACCGAGUCAAGACGUACUUCCUGGAGACUGGAGACAACCCGCAGAACGUCAGCUGGAGCGCUUUUAACCAGGUGCUGGUCAAGAUCGCCAACGACCAGGGCAAGAAUUAUCAUUAUCUUAUAAAAUUUUUAGGCUUCGACCUCCUGAAGAGGGCCAUCAUGUCGGCGGUGGGGCACUCCAUGAAGAGCCGUUCCGUGCGGCAAGGCGCCGACCACAAAUUUUAGCGCCCUGUGGAUGUCUUGGUGUUAUUGUACGCAAUAAACAGUAUAGAAUAUUUGUACGUUUACAUCUGUUGGUUUCAUGCAUUGUGUAAAUAUAGGCAGUUGCAACUGCCCCUUGAGUGGGUAACUGCACGUGCUGCUCGCCACCCUGAACACUAACUUAGUACGGGGGUGGGUCGCUGGCGCUGAUGUUUCCUAUAAUUUUGUUUUAUUUUCCCUGUUACAUAUAAAUUGCUGUAACGUUGAAGGAACACAUCGUGAGGACAACUGUAGCAGAAGAUCAACACAAGCGUAUAACGGAACACGCGUUGGAAUUCUCACUAAUCACCACUGGCGACAAAUGGAAAAAAAACCCAUGUUACUUACC